Molecule: messenger RNA, 1362 nt
Organism: Danio rerio (zebrafish)
Lineage: Eukaryota; Metazoa; Chordata; Actinopteri; Cypriniformes; Danionidae
Source: RefSeq, marked predicted
GUGACAGUCAAAGAUGUUCAGAGAGAUCUUACUGGAUUACACUUCACAUGAAAUAUGGCAUUUGCAGCAACUAAAGAAAACAACACUGGAAUUACCUUAAGUGACAUCAGUAUUCAAGAGCCAUACUUGAGGAAUAGAAGAUAUUCUGCAUCUUUCCCAUUUAUCAAGCCAGAGUUGAGUGAUCAGCCAAAGCAGAAAGUUGUUCAAAUUCUUAAAGACCUUGGGUUGGUCUGUUACCAGGUGUUUAAAAUACCAGCCAUCAGAAGUACUGAGCAAAAAGAAGACUUCUCUCUUGAUGAGUCAAAGUGCAUCAUCAGAGAACUGGCUGCUGAACUGGACAGAGUCGUACAGUCCAAGAUACUCUUGAUGACUGAAAAGAUUAAAAGUAAAGGGACUAAUGAUGAAGAACAAAAGGAACAGGAAUAUUAUAUUUUCCAGUGGGCUGAAGAUGUUGAGAACAUGCAGAUCAAACAAUUGGACAACAAAAAGGAACAACAGCCCUUCUCUGAGCAUUUGACAAACAGCGAAAAAAGAUUUAAAAAAGCUAAAACAAUCCUUUCUGAUUGGUCAUGGACACUGAAAAAUAUGCAACAGAACUCAGUAUGUCCAAAGGGUGAAUGUGAAGAAAUCCUGAAGGAUCUUCACAGACAGUGGAAGCAGGGAGAGUCCAGCAUCCUUCCAGUUAUGGACUGGAUGAUUUGGACGGUACUACAGUCAGAACGCUCUCAGGAUUCAGUUGCCAGACAGUGGAUCAGGAGUAAACAGAGGUCCAGAAACACAGCUGGAUUAUGUAUUCCUAAACCAGUUUGGAAUUGGAUUACAACAUCAACAGAUGUUGUUGUUCUAGAUCCUAACACAGCCAACCCAGAACUCCUGGUCUCUGACGAUGGAAAAUAUUUGAAGUCUAAAAAAUAUACCGGUCUCGAUAACUGGGAAGGAUUUCAAAGGAAGAAAUGUAGGUUUGAUGGCUGGGCGUGUGUUCAAGCUAAAGAGGGUUACAGCACAGGUCGUCAUUACUGGGAGGUGGGUGUAAAAAAGAAACAUGAGUGGCGAGUGGGAGUCGUGAAGGAAUCUGCUCCUCGUAAUGGAUAUGUCAACAUGAACACAAAAGCAGGAUACUGGAAUCUGCGUCUGCAGCUGGGAACUGUGAUGGCUUUGACUGAACCCGUUACUAAACUCAACGUGCAGUCUCCGUCCAAGAUUGGAGUUUAUCUAGAUAUAGAAGAAGGCCACGUCUCCUUUUAUGAUGCAGAAAAACAAAGACAUAUCUACACAUUUAACACAGACUUUAAUGAGACUGAAAACAUUUACCCAAUGUUUGGCACUGUCGAGACAGACAGGGCAUUGGUCAUUUUAUCAUAA